Molecule: messenger RNA, 1430 nt
Organism: Perca flavescens (yellow perch)
Lineage: Eukaryota; Metazoa; Chordata; Actinopteri; Perciformes; Percidae
Gene: pnocb
Product: prepronociceptin b
Exons: 4
Coding region: 387-1190 (267 amino acids)
Biological process (GO): sensory perception; chemical synaptic transmission; neuropeptide signaling pathway
Cellular component (GO): dendrite; axon terminus; neuronal cell body
Molecular function (GO): opioid receptor binding
Source: RefSeq, a predicted model, not a curated record
GGCGGGUCAUGCCUUCCCUCCUCCGGACCAUCCAUUCUAGCAUCAACCAAACUGUCAGCUGGGAUAAUGAUUUUAAAGGUGAAAAGCCCAGAGCUGCCAUAAACCUCGGCAGAUAACCCCCCCCCCACCACCACCACCACCCCUCUCUUCCGGUUUCACAUCAUUGGGUUUCAUUGUGGAGGAGGACAGUAAAACACAUCAGCUGCAUGAGAUGGAGAGGAGUCGAGGACUUCAACAUGAACGGCGGAUGUGAUCCAAAUAACGGCUGGACCAGAUCCCAUAGGCUUUAUCUCCUAGAUUUUCCAGCUGUUGACCCUUGUGUUAGACUCUUCUGUUGUACCUGCCUGGGCUCCUGUUUGUCCCUGCCUGCUUGGCUGUGCUGAGUGAUGAAGAUCCCUCUGUGGAACCUGGUGGUGCUGCUGGCAUGUCUCUUCACCCCUGGACGCAGUGACUGCCAGGAGGACUGUGUGGCCUGUAGCUUGGUCUUUCAGCAGCAGCAGCAGAUGCAGCAAGCCUUCAACACCAUGGUGUGUUUGUUGGAGUGCGAGGGUCACGUCUCCUCUUCGCUCACAUGGGAGGUGUGUAGACACGCCGUUAAGCUAUCGCACUAUCCCGCGCUGUCGGAGCGAGGCGCUCUGAUCAAGAGGGCGGGACAGGAGCUGGAGCUCACCUCUCUGGACCUGAACUCUGACAGUGAACUGCUGCAGUCGGUGGCCACGGAGCCCUUCCAGGAGGGGGAGCGGGAUGAGGCGCCCUUUGAGCCGCGCAAUGGCCAGUAUGACUCAUCUCUGCCGGAAUCCUCCUCCUCCGAGGUGGAGGGGGAGGGCCUGCGGGGUCUGGAUCUCAGCGUGGCGGACGCAGAGAGGAAGCCGAGGGACGAGAGGAACGCGGGGAGCGACAGCCAGCCGGAAGGGGACGAGGACGACGCCUUAGGGGCCGUCACCUUAUCCAAACGCUUUGGUGGCUUUCAGAGGGGGCGCCACGCAUACAGGAAGCUGAUCGGCCCGGCCGUGAGGCCCCUACAAAAGCGCUACGGCGGCUUCAUAGGUGUCCGGAAAUCUGCCCGCAAAUGGAACAGUCAGAAGCGGGUGAACCAGCUGCUCAGGCAGUACCUGGGCAUGAGGAGCAGCCGCAGCGGCAGGUUCAACAACAUCCCUGUAACUCGCGUGUGGAGGCAAAACAAACUGUAACGCAUCUACGUCGCUCUCCCUGCUCCCAGUUACCUCAACCAGAUCACCUUUUCAGCAUCUCACUCCGCAUUUGAAUUGUGUCAUCACCCGAAAAAGAACAGCCUCCGCCCAAUCUCGCCACGCCUCUUUUUGUGUCUCUAAGUAUCAAGGAAUGUUUUGACCGUGAUGUUCUUCUUAUUAAGCAUAUUUUCACGCCAUUCUAUCAAAUAAAAGAAUUAGAGAAGUGCAAUUGGAUAUAUU